This is a messenger RNA of Eimeria tenella, 744 nucleotides long. RefSeq lists its product as uncharacterized. The record is from RefSeq and is a predicted model, not a curated record. The transcript has 2 exons. NCBI's taxonomy places the organism in Eukaryota, Apicomplexa, Conoidasida, Eucoccidiorida, Eimeriidae. Bases 1 to 744 code for a protein of 247 amino acids.
AUGGCUCGGGCGUACGCGGGGGAGGAGGGGGUCUUGGGCGAGGCGGUGGCCGUGGAGGCGCCGCCGGGCGUUGAGGCCGCGCAGCCGCGGGGGGCAGCGCGGGCGGCGGGCGGCGCUGCCGCCGCUGCUGCUGCUGCGCUUCCGGACAGACCACUGGUCGCCGCAGCAGCAGAGGCGCAGCGCAAGCGGUCCACGCGGAAGCGGGAACUGAGUCUGACUCUGCUGUACCUGCUGGCGAUCGGGGUGUUGGCGAGCCGGCGGCUGCUGCAGGGGCGCGCGGGCGGGGGCGGCGCCGCAGGCGCGGCUGCGCAGGCCGCAGUGGGGGGCGCAGCAGCAGCAGCAGCGCGCAGCAGCAGGGGCCCCGCGGACGCGGCGGGGGGCCCCCCCGGGCCCGCAGCGGCCGUCCGCGCGAAGCUGGGGGAGCUGCAGCGGCUGCUGCCCGCAGCAGAAGUGGUGGUGGAAGUGCUGGACGCUUUGGAGCCGCAGGUGCUGCUGCACAACGCGCAGGCCAAAGUGAAGAAGGCCUUUUUGGAGGAGGCGAGCGGCGCGGCGUCGGAGGCGACGCUGGAGAGUCUGGGGGAGGCGCUGGGGGAGCUGCACAGGCUGCAGGGGCUGGCGCUGCAGCAGGGGGAGCAGCUGGCGCAGCAGCAGCAGCAGCAGCAGCAGGCGCUGCCGCAGCUGCAAGGCCGAACGCGGCCUCUGCAUGCACGCGCUUCGAGGCUUCCGCCCGGCGGCUUCAUUUGA